This is a messenger RNA of Spirodela intermedia, 456 nucleotides long. NCBI's taxonomy places the organism in Eukaryota, Viridiplantae, Streptophyta, Magnoliopsida, Alismatales, Araceae. The record is from the annotation of a GenBank genome assembly.
AUGAGUCCCGGCCCAUUUCCAUCCAACGUCGUGGCAGUUUAUAUCCUCAUCCCGCCCACAUCAAACGGGAGCUCAGGCCCCACUUUUCUCCCGGGCUACGCUCGCCGCCGAGCUCCACCGCCUCCUCAUUCGCCGCUGCGGUAUUAACGUCGCCAUCACCGGUAAGCAACGUGCUUGUUGAUUUAUCUUCGUGGGAUUGAAAUCAGGAAGUCGCCGUUGGAUAUCAUCGGCUGUUCGGCAACUGGAUUCCACGAGGGAACGAGUCAGGAAUGCUUGGGCUCGACGCCCGAGCGUCAGACAUAGCCCCCGUCGAUUACAACUCGUCACUUGGGAGUUGUUUUCGGCCUAAGGUUCACUAACUCUUCCGUAGACGCAUCCUCCGAGAAGAACAUCCCUUCCUUCACCGAAUUUUCGGUGCUCGUGCUUGGAGAGGUGCUCCUCAAUUCUCCGUUGUAA